This is a messenger RNA of Manduca sexta (tobacco hornworm), 1764 nucleotides long. It is a transcript of the gene Vps24, whose product is annotated as charged multivesicular body protein 3. Gene Ontology annotation, biological process: late endosome to vacuole transport; protein transport; endosome transport via multivesicular body sorting pathway. The record is from RefSeq and is a predicted model, not a curated record. Lineage: Eukaryota; Metazoa; Arthropoda; Insecta; Lepidoptera; Sphingidae. Gene Ontology annotation, cellular component: multivesicular body; ESCRT III complex. The transcript has 7 exons. Bases 98 to 754 code for a protein of 218 amino acids.
CGAUGAUGUCACCUUUAUUGCAGAUGUCAAUUUUAUGUCAAAACAAAUUUAUUUCACUUGAAAAUUUGCAAAAUAUUGUAGAAAUACUUAUUUUAAAAUGGGUUUAUUCGGUAAAUCACCCGAAAGAAACCCUAAAGAAAUGGUGAACGAAUGGUCACAUAAACUUAGGAAAGAAGGCUAUAAUUUGGACAGACAAAUAAGAAGUAUACAGAGAGAAGAGGACAAAAUCAAAAGAUCAUUGAAAGAAGCCGCAACAAAGAAUGACAAACAAGUGUGUACAAUACUGGCUAAAGAAAUUAUCAGAUCAAGAAGAGCUAUCAGCAAAAUAUACACUAGCAAAGCACAUUUGAACUCAGUACAGUUGCAAAUGAAAAAUCAAUUAGCUACAUUAAGAGUUGCAGGAUCAUUGCAGAAAUCCACAGAGGUGAUGCAAGCGAUGCAGGCGCUGGUCCGCCUGCCGGAAGUGGCCGCGACGAUGCAGGAGUUGAGCAAGGAGAUGAUGCGUGCGGGAAUCAUCGAGGAGAUGCUCGACGACACCAUGUCCAGUAUGGAGGAUGAGGAGGAAAUGGAGGAGGCAGCGCAGACUGAGGUUGAUAAGGUGCUAUGGGAGUUGACGCAGGGCAAGCUGGGCGAGGCGCCCGCGCCCCCCACCGCCGUCACCGCGCCCUCCACCAGCCGCGAGGAGGAGGCGCCCGAGCCCGACGAGAACGAACUCGACGAGAUGCAGUCGCGGCUCGAGGCGCUGCGCUCCUAGGACAUGACGCUACUCACGCUGCGGUGAUGCUGAAGAGAUUUUCAACUAUGCACGAAUAAGUCCCGAGCGAUCUAAACGAACGGUUCCACGCCGGCAGGAGAAGUCAACAAAUGCCUUAAACAUUUUGUAAAUAAAUUUUAAUUUUAUCGUUGUUACAUUAUUAAGAUUGUAUUAAUACAUGAUUAGUGGAUCUGUACUAGAUCUCAGAUGUCGCUUCCAAUUAAUAUAAGCCAUUAAUAAUUGCUUUGUUACCGCGAUUUCGUGAAAUAAUAUAUUUAUUAUGUUUAAAUAAAUCAGCAAAUGGGGUAAGGCAGCAGUGUGCGCCAGUGAUGGGGCAUCGUACCAUUGCGGAGAAUUGACAUUACUCCAUGACUGCAAAAUAUAAAAAACUAACAUUUUGUGUUAAUAUUUUAUCUGGUUGUAUCAAAUAUUACGUUCAUUUAAUGGAUGAUUUCACUAGCUGCUCGCCUCAGGAAUAAAAAAAAUGAAUUUCCAUCAUCAUUGAGUAAUUAUAAAAAAGGAAACCAACCACCCAAUACGUGCCUUAAGCUUUCAUCUUUCUGUGGCACCCUGCACUGAUUCGGAGAAGGAAGGAAAGAUUUUUAAGCUAAAAGACUAUACUCUAUUUAUAUGGACUUAGCGUUUAUUUUUUUGACACAAUAGUUAAUGUGAAACCCGAUUAUUGUUCUCAUAUAGGUACUGAGUAUUAAGCAGUAGGCAACAUCAUUUCUCCACCAAAAUGUUUGAUAUUAGAAAACUACAUAUUAGCUUAAAAAUCUUUACCAUCCCUUUCUGUCUUGCGUAAUCCUCAUAUUUAGUAUUAAAAUGGGAGAAAUUUUAACAUCAAAGCAAUUCUCGCAAACGGAUUUUUAGAGCAAGAUUAGCUUCACAGCAAACACAAUACUUAAUUUUUCUUACGACAAAUGUACAAACUAACCGAUGUUGAUGUCAUUUUAUUGACGUGCGCGUUUAUUGUAAGUGCUGAAUGUUGCAAUAAAUUAUUAAUUAAU